AGAGAGGCUAAGAUAAGAGAUCUUUAUAAUUUUAUGUUGUCUGUGUGUUGGAAGUUAUAGUACACUUGAGGCUUCUUCAAAAAUAAACAACGCAGCUAAAAACUCAAUUAAUCGAAAUGAAUUAUUAGAAAAAAAAUUAAUAAACACUCACCAGAUCGUGCUCUCUCCCUCCCUCUUUUCUCUCUCUCUGAUCGUUUAAACCCUAAAUAGAGGUAGUUUUAUGCUAAUUCCUCUAAAAUAUUCUAAUUAGCUCUCCAGCUCAUCGAUUUGGAUUUCAAUUUCAAUGGUGGUCUGCAAAUGCCGCAAGGCUACCAAACUAUAUUGUUUUGUGCACAAGGUCCCUGUUUGCGGGGAAUGCAUCUGCUUCACAGAGCAUCAGAUAUGCGUGGUUCGUACUUACUCUGAAUGGGUAAUAGAUGGAGAAUAUGAUUGGCCUCCUAAAUGUUGCUCAUGCCAAGCUGUGCUUGAAGAGGGGAGUGGUUCUCAAACCACUCGAUUGGGUUGCCUGCAUGUUAUACACACAGACUGUUUGGUUUCACAUAUCAAGAGCUUUCCUCCGCAUACUGCACCAGCUGGAUAUGCAUGUCCUGCAUGCUCGACAUCGAUAUGGCCUCCCAAGAGUGUUAAAGAUUCAGGAUCCUGUCUUCAUUCAAAGCUGAAGGAAGCUAUCAUGCAGACUGGUCUAGAAAAGAACUUAUUUGGAAAUCAUCCAGUUUCACUGCCAGCACCACCUCCUGCAUUCGCCUCAGACCCACUGGUUUCCAUUUCUUCAUCACCAUCACUGAGAAAAGAUGAAAUAAGCAUAGUUGAAGAGUACUCAUCUGCAACUGGAGCAGGGCUACCUAAACUCUCAGUAACAGAUAUUGUGGAGAUCGAAAGCCCCAGUUCAGCAGGGAAUUAUUUGAAAAGCUCGAGUCCUGUUGGUCCCGGAGCUACAACAAGAAAGGGCGGCAUCCAUGUUGACAGGCAAAAUUCAGAAGUAUCAUAUUAUGCAGAUGAUGAAGAUGGGAAUCGUAAAAAGUACAGUCGAAGAGGUCCGUUUCGCCACAAGUUCCUUAGAGCACUGCUUCCCUUCUGGUCAAGUGCAUUACCAACUUUACCAGUAACUGUGCCUUCACGUAAAGAUGCAUCAAAUGCGGAUGAAGUCUCAGAAGGCCGCACGAGACAUCAAAGACCACCAAGAAUGGAUCCAAGAAAAAUCCUUCUCUUCAUAGCCAUCAUGGCAUGUAUGGCUACCAUGGGUGUACUGUAUUACAGAAUCGCACAGCGAGGUUUCGGGGAGGAGCGGGCAGAAGAUGAGCAACAGUAAUUCUAACUUAAUAUUGAUUAUCAUCAAUUGUACCUUUAUAUGCAUAACAGGUGGUUAAUGGUUCUUUUUGUGGGUGCUACUCAUGCAUGGCUCAUCUUGUGUGUGCAUCAGGUUUUUUUUUUUCUUUUUGUUGUUGUUAAUGCUAGGGGGUGGAAAAGAAUCUUAUCUCCAUUGUCAUUGCCAGAAAUUUGUUACAUAAUCUACCUUGACCAUACUCCCGUUGGGCUGUUGUCUUCCCCCCCUAUUUGGAGUUGAAUUGGAGAAAUAGGUGAAAGGAAAGAUGCUUUUGUUUAAAUUGGCUUAUAUUUUUUCUUUAUUUUGUAAUUAUUUGCUUAGUUAAUAAAUCUUGCAAAAAAAGAAAUUGAGAAGUUUAAA
Messenger RNA from Ricinus communis (castor bean), 1684 nucleotides. RefSeq names its product zinc finger protein-like 1 homolog. The record is from RefSeq and is a predicted model, not a curated record. The transcript has 9 exons. NCBI's taxonomy places the organism in Eukaryota, Viridiplantae, Streptophyta, Magnoliopsida, Malpighiales, Euphorbiaceae. The coding region runs from base 284 to 1309 and encodes 341 amino acids. Gene Ontology annotation, cellular component: Golgi apparatus.